GAUACAAUAUGGUAGAGACAGACAUGCACGAACGGCACAGUUUUUUGGCAGGUGUGAGAAGCACGACUUCCACACAGAAUAUCUUUCCAUUGCUCCAUGAUUAAACUGGUUUGGUAACCCGAUCUAACACGCUGAAUAUAGACCGACCUGCACUGGCGUGAAAUAGGCCUACCAAUUAAAAUACAAGUUCUGGCACCAUCGUUCGACUGAACAACUGAAAGGUAGGAAACUGGGCAUGUGACAUGAAUGACGGAUUGGUAGGACAGGUAGGACCCAAUAGCACACAAGACAUUAAAAGCAAGGCAAGCCAAAUUAUGUCGGACAGUUAAGGAAGAUUACUUCAUGCGAGCGUCGCCGGCCAGGCCAAAGCACUAAGCACGCCCCCAACGUUCGCUGUAGAUCAAAGGAGUCAAGGUUACACUGAAUACUUCACCGAUGCAGAGUCUGUAUUAUAUUCUGUGAAGGUGGGUCAAACUUCUUGAGGAUGGCAGAGUCCACCACUAAAACUGUAUUAGGUGAAAUCAGCCAGGGUCAUUUGGAAUGUCCAAUUUGCUUUUGCCGUUUUAAAGAGCCCAAGAUCCUAGACUGUCUUCACAGCUUCUGCCUGAACUGUCUGGACGGAAUGCUGAGUGCCAAGCAGCCGGACACUUCCAAGAUCUCGUGCCCAGUCUGUAGGAAGGAGACUCCAGUGCCGGUGGUUGGCUUGCAUGGUCUGCUGGAUUGUUUCUUCCUGAGUUCCCUGGUGGAUGAGUUCAACCAGCGAGAACAAUCACUGGAAACCCUGCAGUCAGCGAUCGCACCGACAUGCGGCGAUUGUGAAGAGGGAUUGGAGGCUAUGUCACGAUGUCUAGACUGCGAGACAAAUCUUUGCCAGCUGUGUAAGGCCGCGCAUGAACGCUCUAAGCGCACGAAGAAACACCAGAUCAUCGCAAUAGACAGUCCAAUCACAAAGCAGGUCACUAAAGAAGACCUCGGUGGGAAACACUCACCGAAAUGUCACAAGCACGGCAACCAAGACAUGCAUUUUUACUGCGAGACUUGCGAAGUACUGACGUGUGCCAUAUGCGCCGCGAUAGACCACCGAUCUGCAGAACACAAGUACAGUGAAAUUGCCGAUGCCGUCAGAUUACACCGUAAAGAAGUUGAGGAUGUCUUGCAGAGGUUUGAGAGGAACAGAGAGGAGUUCAUUGCAAUAGGAAAAUCGGUUGACCACGCAAGAAACAGACUACAAUUAAUGGUGGUCCGAGCCUGCAAUGACAUUCAAGCUAAGGAGGAAGAAGAGAUUGCUAAGAUCAAAAAUAAGUCCCAAAUUCUUAGGGACAAGAUCACUGAGACUGGCAAGAAGAGAGAUGAGGAAUUUGAAACGGUGCACACACAGAAUAAGAACAAGAUGGAACGAGCAGAGACUAUCGUGGCAGCGGUUACCGAAUUAAUGCAACAAGCCAAUGAUUUAGAGCUUUUAAAUUUGAGGCCAAAGGUGAUGCACAACCUGGAUUUCCAGAAAGAGCUCACGUUUGAGAAAGUGAAUCAUGACAAGUCUUUCAUUGGAGUCAGCUGCCAAGCCAUCGUGCAAGAUAAAAGUCUUGGGAAAAUACUUCAUAGAGAGAAAUGGAAGUUGAAAACCGAGUUUGGUAAGAGAGGAGAUGGAAACGGAGAAUUAAACAGUGCAAGAGGCGUUGGCUGCUUCAGCAAUAGUGAAAUUAUAGUUUGUGAUAGGCGAAAUGAGCGAAUAUCUGUGUUUACCUCUGAAGGACACUUUAAAUCAAAGCUUGAUGUGAAAGCGCCUUUCGGCUUUGCUGUGUCGCCAGACGGUCGCCUUCUAGUCAAUUGUAAAGAUCAUGUAAAGAUUCUGGGCGCAAGUCAUCAAUUGAUUUCCCAGUUCACUUUCUCACUGGAUGAUCCUGAAGAGGAUAACCGUGUGGCAUUUAUUACUGGAGGUAUUGCUGCUGUCGAUAAUAAACGGGUGGCAGUUAUGCACAAGGGGAGAACGGUCACGUCCCUGCACAAUCUUGACGGAUCUUUAGACACAGUCAUUCCUCAUGGUGGCAUGGUUCCAGAGGACAUUGCUACGAAUACUAAAGGUCAGUUAGUUUUUACAAGGUACGGCAAGAGUCGAUUAAGUUGCGUAGAUACAACAGGGGUCGAGGUGUUCAAUGUUCAAUGUACUUCUGCCAACGGAGACACGGCAAAACCAGUCGGUGUAUGCUGUGACGGUGCAGGUGACAUCUAUGUUACCCUUCAUUGCGGUAAUUUCACAGGAAGUGGUGAAAUCCACCAUUAUGACCCACACGGAGUUCACAUUGCAUGUGUCGCUAAAGGACUGUAUUGGCCAUUUGGCAUCGCCAUUUCUCCUCGCAGGGAACUCGUGGUGGCUGAUCAGAACUCAAUUAAGAUCUUUCAGACAAUUUGAACGUAUAAUUGCUUAUUGUUAUACACUGUAAAAAAACGUUGGUCAAAACAGUGUUGGGCAUUUGUAAUUUGCCCGACCUUGGUUAAAGCUACCACAUUGUUUGUCAGUUUUCCGUUACUGUUGGUCAAACAUUGACCAAAUAUUGGGAAGGAUUUGCCUAAAGGUUGCUAAGUUGAUAUUUUUUACCAAUAUUGGGUCAUACAUCAACCCAAAUUUGACCAACCUUUCUACAGUGUACAUGUAUUAUGCCAGUUGUUGCUAAACACUACAAUUGAGUACCAUGAGAGCAAUAAGAUUUGUUUGAACAAAGUCUUGUAUGAAACUGAACGAUUUCUGCCUCAAAUGGACCAGGAAAACUUAAACGCUAAUUUGCUGCAAAUUGGACUGUAUAUAACCCUUUUUGCGAAAAGAGUUACUACAUGUACAUGUAUAUUGACUCUUCUUUCAUGUAGUUCGUUUGCACUAUGCAUGCAUUGCAGCGUUUUGUUCUGCUAUUAACUGACGUAUUUUCGAGCCUUCAUCGUUGAACGAAUAUGAACACAACGCAGUACCUGUCAACUUCUAUUUGUACAAAAGCUCGAAAAAUCUGUGAAAAAAAUGUUGCACUGUUACAGAAUGGUACACACACGCAAAAGGCAAAGAUUAUCCCUAUAGUAACAAGGACUGUAUUGCAGUAUACGUCACUGAAACGUCAUGUUGUAUACUUGACCCUACUGCCAAAAGACUGUUAGAUUCAUUACUCGUUCCAGGAAUUGGAGUAUCUGCAACACAGCAAGGUGGACUUGACUCAGCCGUCACAAAAACAACCGUACCGUACAGUUGUCUGAAGUGUACUGGUUAUCAGGGAUGCCUUAUAAUAAAUUCAUGCUCUGAUGACACCACAUGUUGUUUAUAUUUUCUACUUUCCUAUGGAGCCAGUGGGGUCAGUUGAACACGACGUCAGCAGCACAAACAACUAUUGUACAGGAUAAAAACAAAGUCAUUCUAGAAUUUGCACUAGUGCAAAGGUACGUUGGUAUCACUGUCUUUAAGAGUGGUGCUUUAAAGUGCUAUGGUUCACAAGUGUUGUUAGGGAGAGACUUAUUGUAAUUAUUGGGGUCAGGGGUCACUGCUGUCCAAAUUAAAACAGUUUGUGAUAUGUUUGUUUGAUAUAUUUAUCGUCAUUGUUGAACUACAGUAUGGUGGUCGUGGACGGAUAUCGCCAGUCGUCAAUGUUGACGUCAGUAUUCACGACUUGCUCUCCGGUCACGAAUAUUGUCUUCAAUAUUCACGACCAAAUUCAUGAGUCGUUCUCUGGUUGCGAAUACUGACACCAAAAUAUGCGACCAAAUGCAUGACUCGUAUCUCCGGUAGCAAAUAUUUCCACGAAUUUUUUUCCAGCAAGCCAGGUAUGGAGAGAGAAGCUGCUCUUUGCGACCAGACAGCGAAUCGUGAAUAUUGACGGCCAUAUUGACGAUUGGCGAUGUCCCUCCAGGGCCACCAUACUGCAGAGACAGGGAUCUGAAACAGGUACACAGGUUGAAUUCCCAACCAGUAGGGAAAGCAAAGCCGUGGAAGCUUAGACAUUCCACAGAAAGGAUAGGCUCCCCGACCAGUACAAUGGAUAUCAAGCGUUUUUUUGUUUUGUUUUGGUUUCUUUAUGGUUUUUGUUUGUUUGUUUUUAAGUAGAUUGGUAAUUGGUUUGGAGAUUGCUAGCAAAGCACAAGGGCCUUCUUGUCACUUCAUUCGACUCGCUUGAACUCCGGGAGGUAAAUUUUGUUGUUUACCUCGAUGUUGAGACAUUGAGUAACGCUCAUAUACAUAUGAAGUUUCCCUUGAAAUGAGAAGAAAUAUACAGCCAGAUGAUUAUGUACAUAGUAACCGGUCUAAUGUUCCCUACAGUUCGAAUAAGCGGCCAAAAUAAAUACCCCCCAGUUGGUGUCAGA
Acanthaster planci (crown-of-thorns starfish) is the source of this 4335-nucleotide messenger RNA. RefSeq lists its product as uncharacterized. The record is from RefSeq and is a predicted model, not a curated record. Gene Ontology annotation, molecular function: zinc ion binding; protein binding. Lineage: Eukaryota; Metazoa; Echinodermata; Asteroidea; Valvatida; Acanthasteridae.